This is a messenger RNA of Haliotis rubra (blacklip abalone), 2175 nucleotides long. RefSeq names its product AP-2 complex subunit sigma. Gene Ontology annotation, molecular function: clathrin-cargo adaptor activity. NCBI's taxonomy places the organism in Eukaryota, Metazoa, Mollusca, Gastropoda, Lepetellida, Haliotidae. Gene Ontology annotation, cellular component: membrane coat; intracellular membrane-bounded organelle; AP-2 adaptor complex. The record is from RefSeq and is a predicted model, not a curated record. Gene Ontology annotation, biological process: clathrin-dependent endocytosis; intracellular protein transport. The coding region runs from base 64 to 576 and encodes 170 amino acids. The transcript has 4 exons.
UGGUUGUGCUGUUAGUGUCAAACAACAAUCACAACAACUCUAUCAUGCUGCAAGCACGUUGUAAUGUCCGGAAGCGGAAAUAAACACGUUCCCGUUCAGCGCGCAUGCUCCGUUGUGGGAGGAGUCACUGCCGGUUACACUGUCAAAAUGAUCAGGUUUAUUUUAAUCCAGAACAGAGCAGGUAAAACUCGCUUGGCAAAGUGGUACAUGCACUUUGAUGAUGAUGAAAAACAGAAGCUCAUAGAAGAAGUCCAUGCUGUUGUUACAGUAAGAGAUGCAAAGCACACAAAUUUUGUAGAGUUUAGGAAUUUCAAGAUCGUGUACCGUCGGUAUGCUGGCCUCUACUUCUGCAUCUGUGUUGAUGUCAGUGACAACAAUCUGGCAUGUUUGGAGGCCAUUCACAACUUUGUAGAAGUUCUCAAUGAGUUCUUCCACAAUGUGUGUGAACUCGAUCUAGUCUUUAACUUUUAUAAGGUGUACAGCGUUGUGGAUGAGAUGUUCUUAGCAGGAGAAAUACGAGAGACGAGCCAGACUAAAGUUUUGAAACAGCUGCUCAUGUUGUCAUCAUUAGAGUGAACCAAUAGACUUGUGUAUGUUAGGUACUCUAGCCUGUCACAACAUAGCCUAUGUUAUCAACUUGACUGCAGAACAGAACACGGUUGAUGUAUCAAGCACUGUAGAAACAUGCAAUCUCAUUGAUAUCAGAUCUUGGUGCUUACUACUUCAACACAAAGAUUUGAGGAUAUCCCAUUACAGGUUGUACCAGGACUACUUUCAUUUGAUCCUACCAUUGCAAGAUUGCAAAAGUGAAAGUAAGAAUGUGUUUUCUUAUCAUAUAAUGUUAAGAAGGUUAUCAACAUUCUGAAUGUUUUCAGUUCAGUUUUCAAAUUUUUAAUUGAGGCAUUUGUCAAGAUAUUUUUCAAAGCAUAGUCUGAGAUAGAAGUUGCCUUUUGAAACUAGUGCCACAAAGCUCGGGAAAGCUGCUUUCUCAUUGGCCGAUGUAGACAUGCUGUUCGUCACUUCAUUGGUCAGGAUAGGCCAUCCAAGAUAUGUGGAAGGUCCUGAGGCCUUUAAUGAGAUGUCCUCAAAUCAUUUGUGUAGUGGUUGUGAACCCUAAGAUCCGAUUUUAAUGAAACUGUAGAAACGUGGCAUUCCCUCUAGGACGUUCCAGUCUUUUCUUUCACAUAACUAUGUUAGUACUGGUGUUAGGAUUUGGUUGAUGUAUCCAUGAAAUGAUAAGUCAGAGGUAUCAACAUCAUGGAAUAUGUAAUUCUUGUUUCCGUUAGUCUACAAUCAUUAUACAGCCUAGGUUGCAAGAGAAGCAUGAAGGCAAUGUGGUAUCAUCCUGUCACCUUGGUCUGCGUGUACAAGAAUAUGUUUUUAUGCUUGUGUAUCUUGAACUGCUGUUGGCAGUGUGGGACUUGCGGAUGCCUUAUUUUCGUGUAAUAUUACACUGUCUUUGGAUUAAGAUUACAAAAACUUGUAUUACCCAACCAAUCUUUGACUUUAAAGUUAAUCAACACCCAUUACUGACUCAGUGACCAGUAACUGUAUUGGGAUAUAUUCUAACGAUGGAAAGUCUUCUAAUUCUCAUCCUAUGAUUCAUUCACAACAGUUAUGCUCCAUGUUCUAGUACGAGUUCCAACAAUGAUAGGUACUUGUUUUUGUAAAGUAUACAAGACUGUAUUUAUCAUUGAAAUGUUAGGCUCUCACUUGAUGCCUAAUGGUUCAUGAUAAAGAUGUCCUUCCUGCAAGUGGAAAUGGUUGUCACUUGUUUAUCAGUAUUUGGGUUGAGAAACUUGAAUGUCAUUGUGGAUAAUUUAUCCUUGUUUCAAAAGCAGCCAUAAAAUCAUUGCUUCAUUCAAAGACAAAUGCAAAAUUGUGGAUCUGUGUUUGUUGAAGUGUGAGGUUUUUGUAAAUCUCUUGAAUAUUUUUGGUUUCAGUGAUACAACUCUACACACUGCUUGUUAUGUUACUGAAUACCGACUUUGUUAUAUUUGUAUAAAUGCUUGACCAAGCAAUCAUGUAUUGGUCAUUACCUGUGAUGUUAAUGUCCACUUGCACUCAUAAUACGACAUAUGUAUUGAUCACAACAGUUAAUUGCGUAAAAGAACAGAGGUUGAGGUAAAAACAAAUUUCAAAUUUUCAUAAAUAAACACCAAAUAUUCAUGUGUA